Messenger RNA from Aspergillus versicolor CBS 583.65, 3579 nucleotides. Its product is annotated as dipeptidyl-peptidase III. The record is from RefSeq and is a predicted model, not a curated record. Bases 1 to 3579 code for a protein of 1192 amino acids. The transcript is spliced from 9 exons. NCBI's taxonomy places the organism in Eukaryota, Fungi, Ascomycota, Eurotiomycetes, Eurotiales, Aspergillaceae. Gene Ontology annotation, molecular function: dipeptidyl-peptidase activity. Gene Ontology annotation, cellular component: cytoplasm.
AUGGAUGCCAGUGUUAAACAACAUUACUUCGCCGAUUCGCCCCCGAGCGUGGUUCGGCUGGAAGUUAAACACCACUUCGAUAACCUCAAAGACAAGAACCUACGGAAAUACGCCCAUUACAUUAGCCGAGCCGCGUUUGAGGGAACUCGUGUGACUCUCCGUCAAGUCUCUCCGGAAUCCGAACCGAUCUACGACUUGAUUCUCGCGCUAUAUCGAGCCUGCGAUGGAAAUUGGCCCGAGCUGGCUCGGAAGACCAAUGUCAGCGACGAGAACCUCCGCUACUUCCUAGAAUAUUCUGCUCAGUUCCUUGGAAACUGUGGUAAUUACAAGGGCUUUGGCGACUCGAAGUUUAUUCCUCGAUUGCCCGUCGAAGCUUUAGAAAUUCUGGCGUCGAGCACGCCCGAGACGAAGGCUGCGUUCCAAAAAGCCAACACAACAGGAGGGGGCAUUUACGAGACAAAGGAGCAAUCCCUAAUGCACCUUGGCUAUCCCGAAGCGGGACAUAUGACUUCGUACUACCCUGAUUCACCAUCUAUCACUAAGGAUGAGAUUACAGCUAUUGGAGAUUUCUUCGAGCAGAAGGGCAUGCCCUUAGAAAACACUAGGCUUCGAAAGACCUCCACGGGAGAUUUUGAGUUGCUGCUCGCUUCUGGUGUUUCCUCUCCUCCGACCCGAGACAGGGAUUUGGGGGAUGCAAGUUCGUUUGACCUGGACGGGGAACUGAAGGGAAAGCAAGUGCAUCUUCUGUUUGGCGACCACAAAGAAGAAAUGGCGAAGAUCGCGCAUAGUGUCAAGCAGGCCGGGCUUCACGCUGCAAAUAAUACCCAAAAGGGCAUGCUGGAUGCUUAUGCACUUUCGUUUGGUGCCGGCUCUAUUGAAGCAAUUAAACAGAGCCAACGACUAUGGGUGAAGGAUCAGAAGCCAGUUUUGGAAACAAACCUUGGGUUCGUCGAAACGUACAGAGACCCUCACGGGGUAAGAGGAGAGUGGGAAGGCUUUGUUGCGUUGGUCAAUCUAGAACGGACUGCGGCUUUUGGGAAGCUUGUAGAUAGUGCGCAAAGCAUGAUUCCUAAACUACCCUGGGGUGAAGACUUUGAAAAGGACAAGUUUCUCAGCCCUGAUUUCACCUCGUUGGAAGUGUUGAGUUUUCAGUCGUCUGGCAUCCCAGCUGGUAUUAAUCUUCCCAAUUAUGAUGAUAUUCGCCAAAACCUAGGUUUCAAAAACGUCUCCCUUGGGAAUGUCCUUUCUGCUAAAGCUCCCGAUGAGCCCAUACCAUUUAUCCGAGACGAAGACCAAGAAGUUUAUCGUCGAUGCCGUGAUCCUGCAUUUGAGGUGCAGGUUGGCAUCCACGAGCUUCUCGGGCACGGAACUGGCAAGUUACUGCAGGAGACCGCUCCCGGGGAGUAUAACUUCGAUGUUUCCAACCCUCCGAUUAAUCCGGUGACCGCAAAACCCGUAUCGACGUGGUACAAACCGGGUCAAACAUGGAGCUCUGUAUUCGGGGCCAUUGCUUCGUCUUAUGAAGAGUGCCGUGCGGAGUGCGUUGCCAUGGCUCUUGCUUGCGACUUCAGCAUCCUUAAGAUCUUCGGCUUUGGCGAUGGAAAGGAAGAUCUCUCAAACGAGGCCGGGGAUGUUCUAUUUGCUGCGUACUUGCUAAUGGCUCGUGCCGGUCUGGUCGCUCUGGAAUUCUGGGACCCCAAGACGAAGAAGUGGGGGCAAGCGCACAUGCAGGCCCGGUAUAGUAUCCUGCGUACCUUCCUCGACGCUGGCGAUGAUUUCGUCAAACUUUCCUAUACCAAGGAAGACCUGUCCGAUCUUGAGAUCAAAUUGGACCGCUCCAAAAUUCUUUCCCAUGGACGUCCAGCUGUGGAAAGAUACCUGCAGAAAUUGCACGUCUACAAGAGUACGGCAGAUGUCGAGGCAGGCAAAGCACUCUAUGAUGAUAUCACAUCCGUUAAUGACUGGUGGGGCACCAAAGUCCGAGAUAUUGUUUUGAAAAACAAAAUUCCCCGCAAGGUAUUUGUGCAAGGAAACACUAUUUUAGAUGGCGACGAGGUCAUCUUGAAGGAGUAUGAGCCAACGCUCGAGGGUAUCAUCCAGAGCUUCGUCGAGCGGAAUAGAACCGGUGGACUCCUGAUCGACAAGGGCAGCGAGAGUCUGGAUCACCUCCGAUCAACGGGACGACCUUUUAGUUACCGUCAACUCCCCUCACCCAGCCAAUUCAUUUACAGUACGACAUCAAAGAGACUCAGAACAAAUUUCGACGCCUUGUCGUGGUCAUCGGAUUUUCGUGGCUCGCCUCCCACGGCGCGGCCGCUCAACCACCUCAACCUCACGGACCCUGUGGAGGAAGACGACGACUUCUAUACCGCACCGCCGCCACAUUCCCCCUACUCAGAAGCCUCCUCCUCUAGCUUCGCUUCUUCGUAUCCUCCCCCGUUCUCAUCGCUCGUCUUCUCUUCAAGCGACUCCAACCGUCCAGAAGCUACAGCUUUCGAUCCCGGUUGCGCUUCUCCCCCGGCCUUUGCUCCUUUACCUUCCGAAGACUGUCCUUUAGAACCAGAGCCGUCAUCGGCGUUAGUCGCAGAAACAAAACCAUCUUUUUCGCGGGAGCCGAAAGGAGAGCAAAGCUCCGACGAAGGCGAACCUCCUCCCCCCUACACCGAGGGAUCUAGCCCUAUCGACUCCUUCACAUACGUGAUGGCAGCAGCAGGAGGCGCGUCGAGUAUUAUUACUCAGGUGCAACAGACAGGUGGUCCUCCAAUAAAUACACUCGGUGAUGUUGGCGGCGACGAACAUAUUACCCUCGAUCUCCGGGGAACCCGGUUUACGCUCUCGCGCGAUGAAUUACUUACUCUACCAGAGUUUGUCCUCUUAUCACUUUUCCCAAAUGGUCUACUUCCGGAUGGACAUAUGAAUGGUUUUCAUGAAAGCGACGUCUAUCCUGUUGAUUAUGACCCAGCAUCUCUCCAGUACAUGUUGGACUUCUUCCGUUCUGUUGCGCAGUCUAUUCCGUCUUCACCGUCUGCUUCUCCAGAUCUUGAUGUGGCCCCCGAUUCCAUGCAAGGCUCCACGCGAGACAUGCUGCAAGAUCGUGCAGGCAUAAUCGUCUUACGCGAAGAUUUAGAUUUUUAUGCAAUCCCUCCACGGCCAGACAUUGACCACGCCGAGAUGAUGGAUGUUAAACGAUGCGCUGCAAAAGCGCUUCUACAACAAGAUGGGAUAUUUUCGGGCCUGAGAAAAAGCGACGAGCCGGGUUCUACGGAACAACAUCUCAUUGAGAUGCUCACCGCAGGUGGAUUUGACCGUGAAGACCACUGGGGUCAUCGUGCCCCGGAACCAAGCAAAGCAGUAAUUUGCAGUCUUGCGUUGGCUAAGCUCCGAACCGAUAUCAGAGGUGAUCUAGCCAGCAAUAAUGUCGGAAUGGCACAAAAGCUUCUUUUGUUUUGGCGGAAACCAGCACGACGAUGUUGGUGGGAGGGCGUUGAGUUGGACAACGUCGACGGAGUUGAAGGCAAAAUCAAAAUUUGGAUCCGCAGAGUCUGGACCCUCGAGAUGAGCGUAAUUGGGCUCCGAUAG